This is a messenger RNA of Maudiozyma barnettii, 2205 nucleotides long. It is a transcript of the gene RIM13, whose product is annotated as Rim13p. The transcript has a single exon. Bases 1 to 2205 code for a protein of 734 amino acids. Lineage: Eukaryota; Fungi; Ascomycota; Saccharomycetes; Saccharomycetales; Saccharomycetaceae. The record is from RefSeq and is a predicted model, not a curated record.
AUGGAAUAUGAACAUGAAAUUAACAAUAUUCUGAAAGAAGCUUAUAUUGGAAGGCGCUCUAAAAUGAAUCAACAAUUACUUACUCUGCUUCGAGAAACAAAACAAUCUAAUGAUCCUAUUUUACUUAAACAUAUCAUAUGGUUAAAUGAUCAAAUCAAGAAUGUUACGGAUACUGAAAGGAUCGAAUGGCUAAUGUCUUCUGUUCAUGAUAAAUUUUAUCCUCCCUUAUGCAUAGAUAAUGCCACGAGUACUCCAUGGAAUAAUACCGAUUCAAACAUUUUAAAACUUGGAGGGUGCAAAGAUUUGGAAGAGAAAUAUCCAACUGGGACUCCUCUAAAAGACAUAAUAUCCUUUGCAAAUAAGGAACUUUCUACGAUAAAUCACAAAAUUUUGAUAGAGCAAAGUCCAGAUAUUGGUGAUUGCUCACUUGUAGCGUCAAUUAUUAAUAUAAGAAAGGCAUCACUCCAAAUACCUAGGAUUAAAAAAAUAUCCAACAAUUUAUAUCAAAUUCAAUUGAAUUUUAAUGGAUCAAAUAAAAGAUUGGCCUUUGUAGAUAGUUCACGGAUACCAACGGAUACUGAUGGAGAACAACUAUCACUGAAAAGUAACCUAAUUAAUGAUAAAAUUAUGGAAAUUGCAUGCCUAGAUAUUCAAUCUGGAUCAUAUGAUACACAAGGCUCUAAUGUAGUUAUUGACACAUACCUAAUGACCGGGUUUAUCCCUGACAUAAUCCAGUUAAAAAAUAUUUCUUUUGAACAGUUCUCAAAAUAUUUUGAGAGUGAUAUAUGUUUAAUGGCGAUUGGUACAUCUGAUAUUAAUAAAGCUGAUCCUUUAAAUAACUACCUAUUACCAUUUCACGAUUAUGUAAUUACUGAAACUCAAAAAAAUACAAAACAAGUUAUACUCCAGGACCCGUUGGAUUCCACAUUGAAUUUGAAAUUCGAAUUUAAUGAAUCUUUUAAAAAUUCAUUUUAUCAAUUAUAUAUAAAUUGGGAUCAUUCAAAAUUAUUCAAAUGUGAGGAACGGAUUACGUUCAGAUACGACAGUGUUGAAUCAAACAGAUUAGAUAGCAUAUAUGGUAAGCCAAUUUUUAAAUUGAUUAAUAAUUCCUCCAGCCCCCAAAUUGUGUGGUUAUUUCUCGAAACUCAUAUUGAUAAGAAUAAUAAGAAUAACAUAGCUUAUAUUCAAAGAAUUCCUUCCUCUAGUAUAUUAUCGAAACCAUUUCCACCCAGUGGAUCUGUAGUCGAUAUAGGACUACAGCUACUGAAGAUUGAUGUGCCCAAUAGGUCAUUUAGGAAUUUUUUUGUGUAUUCCAAAAAUACCACACCUUUUACUCUCCAUUCAUAUUGUAUAUCUUCUGAUCUUCAACUUACUAAACCAAAAAUCCAAUCUUUCUUACAGAAUUCUGAAUUUACUUGGGACAGAUCAGAUGAUUUACAUAGAGAAGUUACCCAACCUACCGAUUACUUAAUUGGUGGUAAAAAUUUCUACUUAAACCCAACAUUCUCUUUGGAGGUUAAAUCUGAUAAUAAUGAAGAAAUUAUAUGUGACGUUCAAUUACACUCUCUAUAUUUGGAUGAUCUUUUGAAUGUUCAAAUAUUCAAUAUAAAUGAUGAAAAUUUAUUAAAUCCUCUAUUACCAAUGUCUGAAUAUUCUAAUAAUACAUGCACAAAACUGGAUAUUCCCCUAAUAACAAAUAACAAGUACAAAUUAAUAUUUUCAAGAUACAAGCAACUCAUAUUAAAUUCCAACUAUACCAUAUUGAUGCAUAUCAAAGGAAACCGUGAACAAAGUAAUGAUCCACUGCAUAUCGAUAUUCAAAGAAUUUAUACUGAGUAUGGUGGGCUAGCUUAUCAUAACAAGGCUGACAUAUCCUUCGAACCCCUUAAGAAACGUUAUAAAAUAUUUAUGACGAAUACAAAUCGUACCAAUGAAUUAUUUAUUAGAAUGAAACCUAUAGAAGAAAACGGAAAAGCCUUGAGAUGUAACAUUUUCGAUGGAGAAUCCCAUGAAUGUCUUUAUAAUAACGCGAACUUUUAUAAGGGAACCUUUGUCAUUCCAAAUGUCGGAAUCAAGUCAGAUUGUGAUUCUGUUGUUAUACUGAUAGAAUUAGAAGAGGCAACUAACAGAAAAUUAGCAUAUGAAGUUUUUAUAGGCUCUAAAUGGAAAAUAUCCAUAGUCGAAGAAGAUAAAAAAAACUUAUAA